AAAGAUCACCGAAACGAGUCCAUAAAAGCAAUUGGAAAUAGGAAAGAUAACAAUAAGGAGCCUUAAUAUAUUUACCUUAAUUUAAAUUGGUGUUAAUAAUCAAUUACCUCCUGAGAAUCAUUGACAAUUUGAUUCAAUUCCAAGAAACGAAUUUCAUUUCUUCACUUCGCAAUCAAACUUUUUGUUGUGUCUCAAUUGAAAUGGUUCUAAGAUACUAAAGCUGAACACAAAUUCGAUGAUGUUUAUUUAAAUAUAAUUCGGCUACAUGAUGAUUUAUUUAGAUAAAGAUAAUGAACAAUCCAGAGCAAUUAGCCCAUCACAACAAUUAAAACCUCCAAUCAACUUCCAGAAACAAAAGAAAAACGUAAAAAAAGUUGUAAUUAAUACAAUUAAGUCUCUCUCAACCUGAACAACAAUUAACUUCCCAUACCGGUUAUUACUUUAAAUUAUAUUAAUAUCUCACAACUAAUUCAUAAAACUAAUCAAUUUGAAAACAGUUAAUUGUAUCAUGUUAAUCAACAGAUUUUUUUUCUCGUUUCCUUAUAUCCAAUUCAACUGAAUCAUUAUCCAAAUUUCAUCCAGGAAAAAAAAGAAACUCAAAUCUAUUGUAAUUCUUAGUAAUAUACAUGUGAACCAUGUUUAAAAAGUUGAUAUUAAUUAUCUAAUCUUUCAAUUAAUUCUAAACAAUUAAAAUCUUAAUAUGUUAUUAAGCGAGAAAAAGUUGAAACUUUCCAAUGAUUAACUGAAUUGUUCCUCUCCAGAGUUCGCUGUCUUUUCCCAUUUAAUUUGAUCCCUUCUCUUACCUCUUUCAUUUCCAUCAUCAUCUUAUCAUCAUGAUCAUCAUCUCACUCCCAGGAAACUCUGAAUUCUGAAUCCUGAACAAAGUUCUGAGUCCCUAUAAUCGUAAUGAUGUUAACAAAUCAUCAUUGAAACUGAGUCUUAACUUUUUUCCCUUCAUCUCAAUUGUAAGUAACACAAAGUUUCACUACUUUUAGAGACUUAAAUUGUACAAUUAAACAAUUGAUACUCUUUAUUAAAUUGUGAUUAAAUUGUUGUCUCUUUGAAAUUGUGAGUAUAAAGAAAAUAAAAUAAAAUAAUUCCCAAUUAAAGUGAAAAUUGUGCUUAUCCCUUUUGGAUUAAUUUGUUGAUUGUUUGCUAUCAAUUAAAAAUAAAAUAGACCAAUAAAUGGAUUAAUCUAUUGUGAACAAUUGGAUUAAAUCAACUGUGUUAAUCAAAUUAUCAUGAAAAUUAAUAAUAAUAAUCAUUGAUUUAACUUUGAUUGUGAAAAAUGUGAAAAUGUUUAAUUAAACUUUAAUCAACAAUGAAGUGAAAAUUUUCAAAUCAUCAUCAAUCAUGAUUAACUUAAUUUUGUUAAAAUUAUCAUCACUAAUUAAACUGUUAAUAUUGUUACAAUUAAAUAUUUAUAAACAUUUUAUAAAUUGUUCACCGGAUAUUCUUGAGAUAACUGUCCCUGUAAAUGGAGCAGUUAAGAUACCAUGUAAUGUUUCACUCAGUGGAAAGGAUGAGGUUCUUGUUAUACUCUGGUAUCAGAACGGAAAUGCAACCGGUCCACCCUUUUAUUCACUUGACUUCCGGGAAUCACGUCCACAGCAUUUUCUUCAAACUCAAUUCAAGAAUCGUAUCACUCUUGGAUCGACAUUUGAUCCACCCUUUUUACUCAUUAAUCCAGUUAAUCCAUCGGAUGAUGGCUAUUUUUCAUGUAGAGCUGAUUACAAAUGGGCUAGAACGAAAACCCAAACAAUCAAGAUAAAUGUCAUUGUCCCUCCAAAGGGUAUGUUUAUAAAAGAUCGAUUGGAUCAACCUGUAUAUGCCAUCGCUGGACCAUAUCCACAAGAUGAACCAAUGGAGUUAACCUGUAUCGCUGAAAAUGGUAAACCACCUCCCAGAAUUUUAUGGUAUUUAAAUGAUACUUUAGUAGACGAGACUUAUGAAAUAAUGGACACACCAUCAACCAAUUUAUCAUCAACAUCAUCAUCAUCAGCAUCACAGGCAACGAUAAACUCUCAUGUUAUCAAUCGUUUAUCAAUCUCAAAACUGGAUCGUUCUUAUUACCAAUCCGUCCUUACCUGUCAGGCAAUUAACAAUUAUCAUCCAUCAGUUCCCGUUUCAAUAUCAAUAAGACUCGACAUGUAUCUUAAACCUGUUGAUGUUUUAAUUAAACCUAAUGAUGAACCUUUUGUGGCGGGAAAAAAAGUCGAAGUGGUUUGUUCAACCUUUGGAUCUAAACCUCCAGCAAAAGUUAAUUGGUUCCUACGAAAUCGAGAGCUUAAACGAACCAGGUUAAUCCACUCCCCUGAUGGUAACUCGUCAACAAGUACACUCAUCUUUGCUCCAUCGGCUGAUGAUGAUGGAUCCAUUCUGAUAUGUCAAGCCCAGAAUCCAAAUAUAAAGAACUAUUUCAUGGAAGACAAAUUACCUUUAAAAGUGCUUUAUAUGCCUCAGCCUCCUAAAGAUUGCAGCUUGACCAAUGAUACUUCCAACUCAAUUCUGAUUACUUGUUUCAAUCCAGAUCCGUCCAAAAGCCUUUCAACAAACUCACCAGAAGUUUAUUGUCUUGAAGUUUACGAUAUUUCAACAAGUUCCUUAAUACUUUUCAUGGAGGAUCGUUCACCUCGCUUCAAAGUUUCACUUCCAAAUUUAAAGGAUAUUCACGAAUACAGUUUAACCAUUUAUGCCAAAAACUCAUUUUCAAGAAGUGCCUCCGUUAAUAUAACAGUCAAAAGUGAGACUUCAUUACUGUUGAACCAGGUAGCCAACAGUUCACAUUCAGAUGUGCCUCAGCCUCCUAAAGAUUGCAGCUUGACCAAUGAUACUUCCAACUCAAUUCUGAUUACUUGUUUCAAUCCAGAUCCGUCCAAAAGCCUUUCAACAAACUCACCAGAAGUUUAUUGUCUUGAAGUUUACGAUAUUUCAACAAGUUCCUUAAUACUUUUCAUGGAGGAUCGUUCACCUCGCUUCAAAGUUUCACUUCCAAAUUUAAAGGAUAUUCACGAAUACAGUUUAACCAUUUAUGCCAAAAACUCAUUUUCAAGAAGUGCCUCCGUUAAUAUAACAGUCAAAAGUGAGACUUCAUUACUGUUGAACCAGGUAGCCAACAGUUCACAUUCAGUAGAUGAAAUGUAUCAAGAUAACUUUCCCUACAUCACCUGUUGGCUAUUGGUUUUAAGUGGACUAUCAAUCGUAGUUUUACUAUUCAUAGUUAAAGUUAAAAGAUGUCAAUUACAAGAAAGUGAUGUCCAAAGUUCUGAUGGUAAAAAGUCAACCAAUGAAACUGAUUCAAGUAUAGUUCCACCUGAAACCCUGAGCACACCUGAUAGCUGCCAAAUGAAAGAUAUUUUAACAAAGGAGGCAAAACGAUUGACAACAAUCAAUCUCAAGGAACAGAGCAAAUCAACAGCACCGGAUAUAAUUGAGCUUAGCUGUGACUCUUUGGUAGUUAACCAUAAUGAUGGACAGGAAAAGAAAACAUCUAUUGGAGAUAUCUCUGAAUUCAUUAUCAUAGAUGAAGAUUCGUAUCCAGUUCAUCUUAUUUUGUCCGAGGAAGAUGAUAUUGAUAAACAUCAACGUGUUUUCUGCUUAUCAACAUUGGUCUAAAUUGGGAUGAUAAAUAUUUAAUUAAACUACAACAAUCAAGGAAAAUGAUUAAUAAUAUUUAGUGGUGAAACUUUUUUUCCACCUUCAACAAUUUACACAAUCGACAAAUGGAACAAUUUAAUCUGAUCAUAAUCAAACAAUUGUAACAACCAUCAGAGUUUAACUAAUAACAUGUCAAAUAAUUCAAUUUUGGAAUCAUCAAUGUUUCUUAUUGAACAACUUUGGAUUCGAGUGAAUUUUGUCCAAGUGCCUUCAAAAUGAGCUCCCAAAUGAUGGAGAUCUAAUUGAAUAAAUUUUUCUUAAUUUCCCUCAACAA
Molecule: messenger RNA, 3931 nt
Organism: Panonychus citri (citrus red mite)
Lineage: Eukaryota; Metazoa; Arthropoda; Arachnida; Trombidiformes; Tetranychidae
Exons: 13
Coding region: 1354-3615 (753 amino acids)
Molecular function (GO): protein binding
Source: RefSeq, a predicted model, not a curated record